GAACAUAAAAUAAAGUUACUCGUUAUGAAAUUUGUCUGUUUCACGGUGUUUUUAAUAGUAACACUUCUGCCUUUAGGCCAAUGUGAUCAAUUCGAUAUAUUCUGGAAACGAAACUUCUUACCUGCUAUAUUUUCUGGACCAUCAAAUUGUUCGAUUACAGCAUGUGAAGCUUUGAAAAUCAUAGUACAGUUGUUUGUGGUUUCAAAGGAAUCCAAAUCAGGCAAAGAUCAAACGCCAAAGAAAGACACCAACAUGGCAGCGGAUAUGGGAGUUUUUAACUUAGAAAAUGAUCUUCACAAACGAAUUCGACAGAUUGAAAGUCGGUUACGUUCGGUUGAACAACCAGUUUGGAAACUGACUCCGGGAAGUAAGAACGAAUGGAAUCUUUGUACGUCGGGUAUAUGUCGGUGUAAUCCUGAUACAAAAAGUUUUACUUGUUGGAAUACGAAUUUGAAAUCAGUGCCGGCUACACAAGUCAUUCCCAUGAAUAUGGUUUUUAUAGAUUUGUCAAGGAAUUCUCUUUCAACUCUACACAAGGACACAUUUAGGGGACUGACUUUACUGGAAGAAUUGGAUCUUUCUAGUAAUUUCCUGGACUUCAUCCCUUACGAUUUAUUUCGGGAUCUAGACAGUUUGAUUCAAUUACGAAUUCAAAGCAACCAAUUGGAAGAACUAGAUCAUAGAACAUUAUGGAAACUUCGCAAUUUAAUUCUCUUAGAUAUAAGUAAAAAUGUUCUAUCUGAUGUACCAGAAGAUUUACUAAAUCAUAUGCAACGAUUGACGGUUAUUAAUUUAUCAGACAAUCGGAUAAAACAUUUUCCACCAGAAUUAUUAAGGGACCAGCUUGUAUUGGAGGAAUUGGAUUUGUCAAAAAAUGAAAUUGAAGUCUUAAAGGCAAAUAGUUUGAAGGACCUAGACAAGUUGACAAUAUUGGAUUUGUCCUGGAACAUGAUAUCCAAUAUAUCAGAUGAGUUUUUCAUUGGAGCCAAGAGCCUUAAAACAUUAAUACUCCAUAGUAAUCGUUUGACUGCAAUUUCAAGGAAGACAUUUGAGUAUUUACCUGAGUUGAUCACUUUGGACUUAACUAUGAAUCGAAUUAGUAGUAUCGAUUCCAGAGCAUUCACGGAGCUCGUCAGUUUGCGAGAGUUAUUUUUGGGACAGAAUUCCCUUUCCCACAUUCCGGACGGGUUAUUUUUGCACACAGUAUCUCUUACACGUUUGACAUUGUUCUCCAACAAUCUAACCACACUUGAAGAAAGUAAUUUCCAAGGUCUUACGAAUUUGGUAAACCUUAUGCUAAAUAAUAAUAUCCUCAAAAGUUUUACGCCCAAAGUUUUUCAUCCUUUAGUAAAUCUAGAGAAAUUACGUAUUGAUUCGAACAAACUGCAAUUCUUACCACAUGGCUCAUUUGAUGGACUCCAUAAUUUGGUGGCUGUAAAAUUAGACAAGAAUCCGUGGCAUUGUGAUUGUCGGGCUUUGUAUCUGGCUCGUUGGAUACGUGAAUCUGGUCCUAAACUUUGGGAUGGACAACCGAUGUGUCGAGGACCUGGUGAUUUGGGCGGUCAUGAAGUCGGUCGUCUUCGUUAUGACGAUCUUUGUGAUGGACAGUGGGCUAGUAUGUUGUCAUUGUCGCCUCGUUUGCCAGUUCGAAAGCAUCGCAUUUUGACACCAAUGAACUAUACAGAUUAUUUUAAUUUAUAUUUAAAACAUAUUUAUACAUCGACAUCGGAAAAAUCGACAAAUUUGUCUACAACAACAGUAUCAAGUCGGUUUGUUGCUGAAUCUUAAAGUGUGUUAUUUUAUUUAGUCUUUAUUUGGUGUCAAUAAUAAUUUUUAAUAAGAUGAUCUUAUAUUCUAUUAACAGA
Molecule: messenger RNA, 1865 nt
Organism: Eupeodes corollae
Lineage: Eukaryota; Metazoa; Arthropoda; Insecta; Diptera; Syrphidae
Product: carboxypeptidase N subunit 2
Exons: 6
Coding region: 25-1788 (587 amino acids)
Molecular function (GO): protein binding
Source: RefSeq, a predicted model, not a curated record